AUGCCUUCCGAUAAAUACACCAUCAGACCGUUCGAGGCCGGCGAUGUCGCCGCGACCGGAGAACUGCUCUUCACCCAGAAGCUAGGGCUCACCAUCAACCGCCUCCUUUUCAAGAACUGGCCCAACGGAGAAGUCCAGCGGAAGAACUAUACCAGUACCCUGGCGAACCUCGAUCCUGCCACCAUGGAAUCGCUGACUGUGGUCGAAAACGCCUCGGGUGAGAUUGUUGGCCAUCUCACCAUGACCAGGAAGAAGCCUGCCCCGAAGGGCGAGGGCCCUGGCAAUGGCAAUGACAAUGGCAAAGAGGGAGAGAUCCCGGAUUACUUCAAUCCUGAUGUUCUUUCGACCGUCAUGAAAGUAGCCAAGGAUCUUGAUGCGGUCAUGAAGGACACCGACCACAUUGAGCUCACAUAUAUCAUCGUGGCACCCGAGCACCGUGGACACGGCCUCGGACAGGCUAUGCUAUCUCAUGUGGUCAACAAGGCCAAAUCAGAGGGUCUCCCUGUGGUGCUUGUGUCGGAGCCUCAGGCGUACGGUUACUGGGUGAAGAAGGGUUUCAAGGACACCAAGCAUCUUGAUAUCGAUCUGGCGCAGUGGGCAGCUCCUUAUUCUGGGUUUGGGGCCUUCAGGUUGUCUGGAAUGAUUCUGAAUGCGGGUCCUGAUUAA
Aspergillus puulaauensis is the source of this 666-nucleotide messenger RNA. Its product is annotated as GNAT family N-acetyltransferase. The coding region runs from base 1 to 666 and encodes 221 amino acids. NCBI's taxonomy places the organism in Eukaryota, Fungi, Ascomycota, Eurotiomycetes, Eurotiales, Aspergillaceae. The record is from RefSeq and is a predicted model, not a curated record. Gene Ontology annotation, molecular function: acyltransferase activity, transferring groups other than amino-acyl groups. The transcript has 2 exons.